GAAAGGAGGUAGCCCUGGCUUCCUGGAUCUACUACCUGAAGCCGCUGUUCGUGAAGAGCUGGGAAGCCCAGAGGAAAUCCUUUGGAAUCCUAGAAAGAAGACUGUCUCAUUGAGGGAGAAGGGUCUACAUACUGUGGUGUUCAUGAUGGUCCUGAGUGGGGCACUGUGCUUCCGAAUGAAAGAUUCAGCCUUGAAGGUACUUUAUCUGCACAAUAACCAGCUGCUGGCUGGAGGGCUGCAUGCUGGGAAGGUCAUUAAAGGUGAGGAGAUCAGCGUUGUCCCAAAUCGAACAUUGGAUGCCAGUCUGUCUCCUGUCAUCCUGGGUGUUCAGGGAGGAAACCAGUGCCUGUCCUGUGGGACAGAGAAGGAGCCAGUUCUGAAACUUGAGCCAGUGAACAUUAUGGAGCUCUACCUCGGGACCAAGGAAUCUAAGAGCUUCACCUUCUACCGGCGAGAUAUGGGCCUCACCUCCAGCUUCGAGUCAGCUGCCUACCCAGGCUGGUUCCUCUGCACUGUGCCUGAAGCAGACCAGCCUGUCAGGCUCACCCAGAUCCCUGAGGAUGCUGCCUGGGAUGCUCCCAUCACGGACUUCUACUUUCAGCAGUGUGACUAGGGAGGACUGCAUGGUCCCC
Molecule: messenger RNA, 632 nt
Organism: Phodopus roborovskii (desert hamster)
Lineage: Eukaryota; Metazoa; Chordata; Mammalia; Rodentia; Cricetidae
Gene: Il36rn
Product: interleukin 36 receptor antagonist
Exons: 5
Coding region: 143-613 (156 amino acids)
Biological process (GO): cellular response to lipopolysaccharide; inflammatory response to antigenic stimulus
Molecular function (GO): cytokine activity; interleukin-1 receptor binding
Source: RefSeq, a predicted model, not a curated record